GGUGGGUAGUUUUGUCCCAAAUUUUACGAAGUAAAAAUUGCAAAAGCCCUCACCGUCUUGAUGAGUUGAUUUGUCUGGGAACGGAGGCAGAUGCUCAGCGCUCGAGCAUUCCCCAAGAUCUCUCUCAUGGCACCCAAGCAACCCCACCGCCUUCAUCGAGCUGCAGAGACGACUCUGCAAAGCGCGGCGAAGAGGCCGAGGACGAUGACUACCGUAGCCGCCGAGUCCUCCUCCAUGAGGAGCGCAUUCGCCGAAUACGCAGACUACCUCAAUGACCUUAAUGACAAACGGGAAAGGAUCGUAAAAGCAAGUCGGGAUAUCACCAUGAAUAGCAAAAAAGUCAUAUUUCAGGUGCACAGAAUAAGUAAACACAACCAAGAAGAGGUCCUUGAGAAGGCAGAAAAGGACCUAGCAGCUGUGACCAAUCAAUAUGUGGCCAGGCUAGUUAAGGAACUGGGAGGAACUGAUUUUUGGAAGCUACGGCGAGCAUAUUCUCCAGGGGUACAGGAAUAUGUUGAGGCUGCCACACUAUAUAAAUUCUGCAAAACUGGAAAUCUUUUGAAUCUUGAUGAGAUUAAUGCUGUCUUGUUACCAUUGAGUGAUCAUUCUCAGGAGCCACUGCAGAUUAAUGUUCUUGACUAUAUCUUGGGGCUUGCAGACUUGACUGGUGAGCUCAUGAGGUUGGCAAUUGGUCGAAUCUCAGAUGGUGAAAUUGAAUUUGCUAAGAAGAUAUGCAGGUUUGUACGUGAAAUCCACAGGGAGCUGAUCCUUCUUGCCCCAAUUAUGGAUGACAGUUAUGACAUGAAAACAAAGAUGGAUACCAUGCUCCAAAGUGUCAUCAAGAUAGAAAAUGCCUGUUUCAGCGUCCAUGUGAGAGGAUCAGAGGGUAUUCCAUUGCUUGGAUCUGACGACGUCCCGAGUUACUCCUCAAUGGGGGUGCCUGACGUGGAAUGAUACAUCAUAUGGUACCACUUAUCAGCUCCUGGAAGCCUGUUUUUACUUCUUCUGUAGUAUGUACCCGUAUUUACUUUCUCCCAUCCCUCCCUCCGCCUCCAUUUCAGCCAUUUCCAUAAUUCUGUGAUGGGGAAAGCUUAACUAAGCUACCUUCUGCUGAAUGGUCUUCUCGAGAUUUAUACUUCAUCUAUUCAUGUCUUUUCUCCCUGAUAUUAAGUAUAAAUGCAAAUAG
Diospyros lotus (date-plum) is the source of this 1186-nucleotide messenger RNA. RefSeq lists its product as uncharacterized. The coding region runs from base 91 to 954 and encodes 287 amino acids. The record is from RefSeq and is a predicted model, not a curated record. Gene Ontology annotation, molecular function: RNA endonuclease activity; sequence-specific DNA binding; RNA binding. Gene Ontology annotation, cellular component: cytoplasm; nucleus. NCBI's taxonomy places the organism in Eukaryota, Viridiplantae, Streptophyta, Magnoliopsida, Ericales, Ebenaceae. The transcript has 7 exons.